UGACUUGAUUUAAGAAAAUGAGAGUAAAGAAGAUCUCAUCCUCUCUUUAUACUUUUUUCUUCUUGUCUCAGACAAUAAGUCCAACCAAAUACUACAUACACCCCCAAACAAAACACACCCCUAUAACCACUUUUUUAUUACAGACUUAUAGAAACUCUCUUUUUCUUUCUAUUUUUAUUUCUUUUUUAUUUUUGAUUUUAACUACUAUUUCAUUUUCAGUUUCCUUCUAAGCAGAUCACUGAAUUUCGGUACUAAAGUUUGCGGUUCUCUACUCGACUGUGCUACUGAAAUUUCAUUUGUGAUUUCAUUUCAAUUUCAAUUUCGAAUUCAAAUUCAAAUUCAAAUUUUAAUCGUUCUCUAAGGAUAGUAAUAACUAAAGUAAAGUGAAGUGAAGCUGCAUUCGUUUUAUUUAUUCAUUUAUUGAUAUUGUUAAUCAAUGUUUUUGAUUGAUUAAUUGAAGCGGUUAUUGUUUAGUAAUUGCGAAUUAGAAGCGAUGUUAAGAUAUUAUGAAGCAUAGAUUGAAAAAAUGGGAUGUGUGAUUGGUCGUGAAGCGUCGUCUGGAAUAAUCUCCGAGAAGAAGGGUUCGGGUGAUGAAAGUAACCGGAAAGUCGAUGAAGCUUCGGCGGAGGCGGCGAGUAACGGUGAGGGGAAUACGGUGGUAGAGGUUGAUAAUGGUGGUGAUAGGGUUCAGCGAAGUGAAAGAAGAAGAUCAAAGGCGAAUCCAAGGCUAAGUAAUCCGCCGAAGCAUUUACAUGGGGAGCAGGUUGCUGCUGGAUGGCCACCUUGGCUCACUGCAGUGUGUGGAGAAGCUCUCAAUGGUUGGAUUCCGCGAAAGGCUGAUACCUUUGACAAAAUUGAUAAGAUUGGGCAAGGAACUUAUAGUAAUGUGUACAAAGCUAAAGACAUGUUGACUGGUAAAAUUGUUGCUAUGAAGAAGGUUCGAUUCGACAAUUUGGAACCUGAGAGCGUUAAAUUCAUGGCUAGAGAGAUUCUUAUUCUGCGAAGGUUGGAUCAUCCAAAUGUUAUUAAGUUGCAAGGUUUAGUUACAUCAAGGAUGUCCUGUAGUUUGUAUUUGGUGUUCGAUUACAUGGAGCAUGAUUUAGCUGGACUUGCUGCAAGCCCGGGAAUCGGGUUUACAGAGCCUCAGAUAAAAUGUUACAUGCAUCAGCUGCUAUCAGGACUAGAGCAUUGUCAUAACCGUCAUGUACUUCACCGUGAUAUCAAAGGAUCAAAUCUUCUUAUUGACAACGAAGGAGUACUUAAGAUUGCUGACUUUGGAUUGGCAUCCUUGUUUGAUCCAAACCAUAGGCAUCCCAUGACUAGUCGUGUAGUAACACUUUGGUAUCGGCCGCCUGAGUUGCUUCUAGGUGCCACAUAUUAUAGUGUGGGUGUAGACCUUUGGAGUGCUGGAUGUAUUUUAGGAGAGUUAUUGGCUGGGAAACCAAUUAUGCCCGGCCGUACAGAGGUGGAGCAACUGCACAAGAUAUACAAACUAUGUGGUUCACCUUCUGAUGAAUACUGGAAGAAGUCAAAGUUGCCCAAUGCUACCUUGUUCAAACCUCGAGAGCCAUACAAGAGAUGCAUAAGAGAGACAUUCAAAGGUUUUCCACCGUCUGCUCUACCCCUUAUUGAUACUCUUCUUGCAAUUGAUCCUGUUGAGCGGAAACACGCCUCAGAUGCUUUAAGAAGUGAGUUCUUUACCACAGAACCGUAUGCUUGCGAUCCUUCUAGUCUUCCAAAGUACCCCCCAAGCAAAGAAAUGGAUGCUAAAAGACGGGAUGAUGAAGUUAGGAGACAAAGAGCUGCAAGCAAAGCUCAGGUUGAUGGUCCAAAGAAGCAUAGAACACGAGAUCGUGCUGUGAAAGCUUUUCCUGCUCCCGAAGCCAAUGCCGAGCUUCAAUCCAAUAUUGAUAGAAGACGUCUAAUCACUCAUGCAAAUGCCAAGAGCAAGAGUGAAAAGUUCCCUCCGCCACAUCAAGAUGGACAACUUGGUUUUCCUUUGGGAUCUUCACAUCAUAUUGAUCCAGAAACUGUUCCUUCUGAUGUCUCUUUUACUUCAACCACAUAUACCUAUUCAAAGGAACCAUUUCAAGCUUGGUCGGGUCCAAUUGGUAAUGCUGCUGAUAUUGGAGUGCCGAAGCGGAAGAAACACACAGCAGGAGAGGCAUGGGAUUUAUCAAAACCACAUAAAGGCGCCCCCAAGGAUAAGUUUAAAGGAAAGGGAAUUAUAGCUUAGAUAUAUAUAUAGCACAUUCUUAUAGAGUCAAUUUAAGAAUCUACCUCUGCUGCCUCAUUUUUGGGUGCCUACCAACUUGCUGCGCAAUGCCCUUUGAGUAUGUCCCAUUGUCCUGAGUGCAAGACAAAUUGCCUAUCAGCAAGUGGUGAUUUUUUUUCUUCUUUUACAGCUAUCAGCAAAGGAUGAUAAAAAUAGUCUUUCCCCAUCUUUAAUUACACCUUCAAAUUACAUCCCAUAAUUUCUUUUCCUUUUUUUUAAAUGAAGCUUUUUUUUUUCUUUCUGUUCAAACUGUUAGUAUGGUGACUUGUGAGAAAAUUACCAUGAUGUACAUCUUUAUUUCUUUAAAGAGUCCCUUGUUAAUAUCUAAA
Messenger RNA from Cicer arietinum (chickpea), 2604 nucleotides. RefSeq names its product probable serine/threonine-protein kinase At1g54610. Gene Ontology annotation, cellular component: cyclin-dependent protein kinase holoenzyme complex; nucleus. NCBI's taxonomy places the organism in Eukaryota, Viridiplantae, Streptophyta, Magnoliopsida, Fabales, Fabaceae. The record is from RefSeq and is a predicted model, not a curated record. Gene Ontology annotation, biological process: protein phosphorylation; positive regulation of transcription elongation by RNA polymerase II. Gene Ontology annotation, molecular function: ATP binding; RNA polymerase II CTD heptapeptide repeat kinase activity.